Molecule: messenger RNA, 2453 nt
Organism: Eriocheir sinensis (Chinese mitten crab)
Lineage: Eukaryota; Metazoa; Arthropoda; Malacostraca; Decapoda; Varunidae
Exons: 3
Coding region: 721-1413 (230 amino acids)
Source: RefSeq, a predicted model, not a curated record
CCUCGACACCCGACGUCUGAGGCUGUACCCGGAAUAUACCGACUAAUUAAGACAUCGCCCGGGCGGCUGAAGUUACACGCGACACCCACACGCACUCAUAUACAGGGACACUUGAAGAAGACAUACAGAUACAUACUAAUACAAGCCAAGACUGUACCUAGGCGUCUUGAUAAGCUACACUCGAUAUACACACGGGAAUUCUUGAAGCUACACCCAGAAUUCGGACGGGGACACUCACACAUACGACAAUACAUUAGUAAAGAGAUUUAGCGGGAAAAUACUCGAACACUGACCUCAAAACUCCAUCACUACGACAAGAACGCAUAUCAUCAGCCCUUCAAAAACGAGGAGAAGAACGAGGAGUAUUAAUAAUCGCAAUACAUCGCCAACUCACCACUUCUGGAAGCACGAAGGAGACGAGGAGAGCGAGAACAAGAAAGAGAACAUAGUGAUCCCAGCUCUUCCUCACCUCGACAGCCCCAAUAGCAGAAACGAAACGAAAACAACGAGAACAAGAAAGAGAACAACAUAGCCACAACACUGACAUCCCCUGCGCGAACCAGACGAAGAGACCAAAGGAAAAGGAGAACCAAAUCACCCCAGCACUUUUUCUUAUCAUCAAGACAGCCCCAGCACGAAGGAGGACACGUCAGUCUGUACCAGCAGCAAGAAGGCAAGGGCGUCAGGACAAGAACACGAGGGCGCCUUACCAAACACACGAUGAGGCCAGCAAGGACAGGAGCAAGGUGGUGGCUGCAGGAGGCUUCAGUAGCAGUAGUGGUGGUAGUGGCGACCUUAUCCUCCACAUCCCUCGCGUCACAGCCCCUCCAGCAGGACAUCAGUGAGGCGGAGACAUCGAACUGGCAGGAGGAAGGCGUCGGGAGAAGCAAAAGGCAGACCACCACACCAGCGGAAGGAGUCUUACACGCCACACCGGAGCCUUGGGAGGGGUUCACGAGCCUAGUUGAAGCCCUCGAUAUCCUGAGCACCUUUGAACAACAGAACACGCAAUCGUACCUUCAGGAAAACGAUAUUAAUAGCGAGGAUGAGACGCGGAAGAAGAAGGGGGAGAGCAAGAGAGAAGGACGCAUGACAAAUGAUGAGGAGAUAGCCGAUAACUUGGUGGAGGAAGAGGACAAGGAGGGAAGGUUUAUUUUCACAGGUGGGACAGGUACGGGCAAUCAGCAGGUGACGAUCAGCGUGAGCAACAUGUGGAGCGCCGUGGCGUGGAUUGUGCUGUGUAUCCUGCUCAUCAAGUGGCUGGUGCAUGUGGUCACCGGCAAGGAUCUCGACUACUGGGGGAACUGGGCUGCCAAUACCUAUGGCGGCGGCGGCGGACACUACAACUACCCCGAUCAGUCCACAUACACCGCCUACCGCGCCCUGGAUGAACUCUCGAAGAAGUACAAUUAGACACACCCAUAGACACACCCACACACACUAUUACUACAGCCUUAUACCAAUAUGUAAAAAAAAGACACUGUUUCUUUACAAAAUUCAGCUUCAAUCUUUCUAUUUAUGUCUUCAAUUAUCUAUUUAUUGUAGUGUUAGUUUCAGGUUAAGUUUCCAGGAGGCAUUAUUUUGUAGCGUUUGUAAAUAGUGGCGGUUGGGAUAUGAUGGGAAGAUGAGGAGGCUGAUAAAGGAGAGUUUGGGGAGCAUCUAUUGAAGGAAGGAGAUGAAGAGGGUGACAGAGUAUAAUGGAGAGACGGACGUGAGGCUGAGUUGCAAAGAAUGAGACCAACAAAGGAAGAUAUAAAGAACAGGAAUAACUGGAGAACACUCGGAAUAAUCUACGUUAACCCGACACCAUAUAGGACGACAACGGAAGAAGAAGGCGAAGAGUAUCUAUUGAAGGAAGAAGAUCAAGAAGGAGACGGAGAGUACAGUAAAGAGAUGAAGUGCAGCAGAGGAAGGGAAGCAAAGGACAGGUAUAAUUGGAGCCUAAUCAAGAAGACGAAGGAAGAAGAAAGAGAAGAGAAAACAAGUGGAAGAAGAAUUACAUUAAGUUGUGUUGUAUAAUAGAGUGAACUCCGAAUAGGUAAUAUAUUUUUAAUUCCAAAUAUAUACCGUGUUUUCUUGUAUAUUUAAACACACACACACACACACACACACACACACACACACACACACACACACACACACACACACACACACACACACACACACACACGCAGAGGUGGACAAGGAAAUACAAUCAGUGGGGUACAAAAUAUGAUGUUCCUGAGAAGGGGAGGAUGGGAAGGGUCAAAGUCUCGCAAGACUCAAGGUCUGGCUAUUAAAAAGGAAAUUGUGCAUAAACAGAUAGGGACAAAGACAGACAAAAUGGGAAGUUAAAAGCAGGAGUAAACGAGCACAUCACACCUGUACAGAAUAGUGAAUAAACUUUUUCAUUAUUAUUAUUAUUUAUUUUUUUUAUAACUAAAGAGAAGAGAUUAACUCUAUCAAUAAAACAA